This is a messenger RNA of Mucor velutinosus, 1659 nucleotides long. RefSeq lists its product as uncharacterized. The transcript has a single exon. Lineage: Eukaryota; Fungi; Mucoromycota; Mucoromycetes; Mucorales; Mucoraceae. The coding region runs from base 1 to 1659 and encodes 552 amino acids. The record is from RefSeq and is a predicted model, not a curated record.
AUGUCAACAGACCUAUUGAAUCCAUUUUUGCCUUUACCAGACUGUGCAAACAGCAUAGACAAUGCUAAUGAUUUAGAGACUGCCUUCUGCAAUGAUAUACACCGAAAAAUCAUUGUAUUGCGAGUCUAUUUGGCACUCAUUAUCCUCAAUUCAAUAUUCAUCAUUACAACAACAGGCUACUACAUUUACAGAAAUAUCUCGGCAAAGUGGACACAAACAUCGGAACCGACCAUCCAUCUCACGGAUCAGAUUAUCUCCAAGCAAUGGCAGACCUAUUCCUUGAAAAAACGAGGCCUAUUUGGCACUGUGCUUGGUGCACUUGGACAUUUGGUAUUCUCAACAUCGGUACUACUCUACCAAGUCGUUGCUGUCUCAUUCACAUGCGAGAUCUAUCUCUGGGGCCCUCUGAUUGGAUUUUAUAUAUGGAUGUAUGCCAUCAUUUGGCGCACACUUCGUCUCCAUCUCUUAUUUCGCUUGAAUCAACUGCAACAACGAUUCACUGACCACACCAUCUCGGAAGACAAAGAGUAUCAAUGGUUCAUACAACAUCGACAAAGAGCAACAAAAUAUCAUCUUUGCAUGUUUUUGCUAAGCGUCACCAUCCUCGCCAUCGUCAUUGUCAUCAGUGAAGUUACUAGCAUCAGAGCACAUGGUUCAUCUCGAUGCCAAUUCUACUGGGGCAACUAUGUUAUCAUGGGCAUGGUCAUCUUUUUCUUUCUUGCUGUGGUGCCGUUUAUUGUCUGGUAUUUGCGCAAUGAUGCAGAUGCCCAUGGUAUUCGGAGAGAGCUAUGGGCGACCGUGAGUGUUGGUGUUCCUUGCUUCAUCAUGUGUAUCAUCUGGCAAAUCCUGUUCAAGUAUCCUUCAAAAUUUAAUCUUGCUGGUGUUCGAGGUAUCUUUGGUCCUUCCAACUGGAUUAUUAUUCUUACCAUGACAAGCCAUGUCAUGUCGGUUAUAUUGCCUCUCUUCAAGACACUGUCGAUUGAUAAUCAAGCUAGACGAGUAUCCAGCAACAAAGAUUCUCUCAAUUCAACUGUUUCAGACGAUGGGUAUUCCUCAACACCUACUAUAUCUGCUCAAAAACUUGAAUUAACCACCGAAUCUCUGCAUCAUGCUCUGGCCGAUCCUCAUAUGCUUCGCGUCUUACAAACCUGGGCUGUCAAGGAUUUCAGCGUGGAAAACAUUCUAUUUUACGAUCGGUAUUUGCAUCUCCUGCAAGGCGUACAACCCAACAAUAACAUUCUAGAUACCCCGUUGGGAGCAGAUCAAAUACCUGAAGUGGUUGAUUUAUACAACACAUUCAUUGUAGAAAACUCGCCGCUGCAAGUCAAUAUAUCUCACAAAGCUCGAAGUGCAAUUGAUGCUAUCAUGGAGCCGUUUGUCUAUCAAAAGCGCAUCAAGCACACUUCGUUCAAAUACGACCUUCCACUCUCAACAUCUGGUGAUGACUCUUAUGAGCAUUUUCCUUUGGGACUUAUCUCAAGUACAUUACCAUACUCAAAGCCAUCAAGACUGUUUACAGAAAGCUCCUUAUCAGUAGCAUCAACUCGACUAGUAGAUGCACCCACAAUCACAUUAAAGGUCUUUGAAGAGGCCAGAGCAGAGGUAUUUUGGAACAUAUUCUCAGGACUAUUUCCAAAAAUUGUUGCCGCUUCAGACUAG